AUGGCAGACGCUACCGCAGAUGCAGCGAUGCUGGCAAAAGCCGACUCGGACUUGAAGUUCCUCAUGGACGACGUGGGUGUGCCAACUUCCGUUCAGCUUUUGGUGUAUCGCAAGGGUUUUACUUCGGUGCAUGUCUUUGCGGGUGUGGAUGAUACUCGUCCAGAGGUCCGUCAAGCUUUGGCCAAAGAACUGCCGUUGCCUUACACGGAGAAUGCAGACUCGCGUGUGCACAUGGCCUUGCUCCUCUCAGUCUGGGACGCAUGCCGGCGGCAGUUGAGCGUGACGGAGAAGAACCGCGCGGAGUCCAAACUUGGGGUGCAGGACCGAGUGGUGCAAACAUCAGAGUACGCAGCCAUGCGCCGCGCUGUGGAAGACUACCACGGCACUUUGUCCGACAAAGAGUUGCCCAGCAAGUCUUUGUUGGCUCAGAAGCUCGAGCAGGUUGAGGAGAACGCUCCAGUCGUUGAAGAUCUUCGAGAUGCAACUAGCUUAGAAGAUGCUGAGACUGAAGCCUAUGCCGCCGUAAUUGACCCAGCUUCUUCAUGUCUGCGGAUCAAGCCGGGGCGCACCAUGACAGUGCCGCCAGCCACCCCAGAAGAGCUGCGGCUUCGUCAUCGCCGUCUCGGGCUGGCUUGGCACAUGAUCCGAUCCAAGCACACGACGCGCUCUUGGUUGCCUGAAAGCAUCGUGGACGCCUUUCGCAGACUGUCUGAUUUCGUGCUUGGAGAUAAGGUUGCAGGCUUAAAGGCCGAGGAUGGUCGUGUUCCUAAGUGGAGUUUGAUUCUCAAGUAUGAAUCAGAGCUGCGCAAGCGAGCGUAUCAGUCUGUUCGCGACGGCGCAGUGGGCGAUCUUGGUGCUGCUUUGAAGGCAGCUUGCGCAGCUCCGGACCUCUUCGCCUUCCACUUCGUGACCCCGUUCUCUCUUGGUGGUUGCACUGACAGCCUAGGUGGCACUGGGCAGGUGGAUGUGGGGGCCGGCUGGAAGGGUGCGGGAAAAGGUCUCGGCAAGAAGGGCGAUGGCAAGGGAAAAGUUUUGAAGACCAUCGCGAAGCACAAGUGGGGCCCGGAUGGGAAGCUCCUCUGCUUCCGUUUCCAAAAGAAGGCCGGUUGCCCCCACAAAGAUUGCAAGUUCUCGCAUUUCUGCCAGCGGUGUCUGCAGCCCCACUCCUACAGCGUAUGCCCCCUUGUGAAGCGUGAUGCUGCGAUGGCGCCUGCGGUGGACGGUGGGGCGCAUGCGCCUUACUUCGCCAAAGAUGCAGCUAUCUUAGACCCCGGACUGCGUGGACAUGGAGCAGCAAUGUGGUCAAACCUUCUUGGCAAACGCCGACCCUUCACUGAUGGCUUUGGGCUCUGUUCUCCCGGCAGAUGGCCGCCGGCGUCGAGGAGGAGCUCUGCGGACACACCGUCACUAGCUUUCGCGGAAAAGUUAGGCGCAGACCUUCUGAAGCUGCUGCAUAGUACUCUGGAGGUGCGCACGCUUGCCAUCAAAUUGGCUGCGGGCAAGGUAGACGUGUGCCCAUUUUCUGCUGAAGUCGUCGCGGCGGGGCGGGAGCUUGUUUUCAGGAGUCUUGAGUCUGCAGGGUCAACGCUGCCUGUGCGAGAAGUGUCAGAAGGGCAGCCAUUCUAUCUGGCUGCCAUUGAAGAGCUUCUGCGCGUUUCUGGUGAUCCGGACUACGCGGCCUAUUACACGGCCGAAAACUCCUUCGCAAAGGGCGUCCGCAUCGGGGUCGGGGCAGAGCUUCCUCGUGUGCCAGCUGUGUUUGAAGAAAAGACCCACUGGCGCAAAUAUGAUGAUGAUGCGGAGCACGCGCAGUCCGAGCGCGAGAACUAUCUGUCUGCUCGUGAAAAUGCGGCAGAGGUCCAGAAACAAUUUCUCGAGGAGGCAGCUCUAGGCGCGAUGGUAGAAGUUUCGCUGGAGGAGGCCCUGGCGGAAUAUGGGGACAGGCUGGCCUUGGCUUCACUGGGAGCCAUCGAGAAACGCGAUGGCACCUACAGAGUGGUUCACGAUGGCACCCACGGAGUCGGGGUGAACUCGUCUAUCAAGGUGCGAGACCAGUUGCGAUCGCCCACUGCAGGCGACCUCAGGACAGCCUUGAGAAUCAUGCCGCGUGCGUUCUUCGGAUUAACGGGUGAUGUGAAAAGGGCACACCGUUUGGUGAAAGUCGCGCGCCAAGACUGGGGGUUGCAAGCCUGCCGGACUGGCGUCGGUGGGAGUGAUCGCGUGUGGCUGAACAAGGUGGGCACUUUCGGGGUGUCCAGCGCUUCCUACCACUGGAGUCGCCUGCUCGGUGGUCUGGGCAGAGCUGCGUGCUACCUGGCACGUACCCUGGAGUUGGCGCAAUUGGUGUACAGCGAUGAUCUGCUGUGGCUUACACAGGACACAGCUCAUGGUCUGGAGUACAUCGUGCUGACUGUGUAUUUCUACGUCCUGCUUGGCGUUCCCUUUUCAUGGCGUAAGUUCUCUGGGGGCGUGGAGUUCACGUGGGUAGGGCUGGUGGUAUCUUUGAAGCAGAGAUCUCUGGGAAUCUCUGAGCGUCGUGCUGCGUGGCUCAUCAACUGGCUGGACACAACAGUGCGCAGUGGACAUGUGAGGGUGGCCGAUAUGCGGGCAGUUCUUGGGCGGCUGUCUUUUGCGUUGACAGCGCUGGGGCAUUUACGCCCAUUUUUGGGCCCCCUUUAUGCCUGGGUAGCUGUGCUUGACAACCAGCGGGUGUAUCCAUUGCCGAAGGCGAUUGUGCUUAUUAUGAAGUUCUUAGCAUCUUCUCUUGCGGGCCAGGGGCGGUUAGCUCCCGUAGGCUUGCCGUGCGUGGGAGAAAGGGAACUUUUCAGAACAGAUGCGCGUGCUGAGGGCAACGAGGUGUGGAUCGGCGGUUGGGCCUUGGACCAUCGUGACACCGCACAGUGUCGUUGGUUCUCAGAAAAGCUGACGCAUGAGAAUGCCCCUUGGCUCUUUGCAAGCGGUGAGUCCUACCGCCAAAUUGCAUCGCUAGAGUUGCUCGCGACGCUAGCUGCUGUGGUGCUCUUCGGGGUGCCAAAGGGCGAAGUCGGACGCAUUCGCUGCUCCGCCGGCACAGACAACCUGGGCAACACACACGUUGUAGCGCGGUUGUUGACCACUAGCUUUCCAUUAUGCGCCUUUCUCAUGGAACUUGCAACACAGCUGCAACGCCUGGGCACGGAGCUGCAUCUUGAUUGGCUGCCGCGUCUCCAAAACCGAGAAGCGGACGCACUCACCAAUGGAGACUUUGCGGGGUUUUCUGAGAUCCGGCGGAGGCGCUUCGACCUGCAGGACUUCGAGGGUUUUGUUCUGCGUGAGAUGCUGGGUGAAGGCCUCGACCUGUAUGAGGACAUCCGUGAAUGCCGGGCUGCCAAGCGAUGGAAGCGCGAGGGCAAACUACCAGCUGCGGAAUCCUUGCGACAGAAGGACCCUUGGCAGUAG
This is a messenger RNA of Symbiodinium natans, 3438 nucleotides long. NCBI's taxonomy places the organism in Eukaryota, Dinophyceae, Suessiales, Symbiodiniaceae. The record is from the annotation of a GenBank genome assembly.